Molecule: messenger RNA, 5673 nt
Organism: Schistosoma bovis
Lineage: Eukaryota; Metazoa; Platyhelminthes; Trematoda; Strigeidida; Schistosomatidae
Source: the annotation of a GenBank genome assembly
CACUGUUACUGCGAUGAUAUGUUGUUCAGAUUGAAAGUUGGACUAAGGAAGUAUAUUUUAGGGAAUUGAGGAUUUAUUAAACAUAAUAAGCGUUCUAAUGAAAAUGCAGUAAAUUAGAAACAUUAAUGGACUAUUAUAAUUACUGGAUAUCCUAAAACAUUUUUGCAACGAAAUUUAAUUGAAAACUUUAAAAGACUAUCAAUUACUUCGAGACGAAAUGGAUUUAACUUCGGUUGAUUAGCAUAAGCGAAAUAUCUCAAAUAUUUUUUUAUUCUUCACAUUAUACACAAUAUGCAAAUGUAAUAAAAUUUAAGUCGUACCAAAUUACUUUACGUUUGUGAACUCCUGACAAUAUGGACUGGAAUAAAAAACAUCUGAAUUUAAAUGAGAGCACUGAGUUUGAAUCACUCAUAACAAUUGAGCCAAUGGAAGUGAACAAUAUUAUAAAGGAUCCACUAAAUUUAACCUUCGAAGAAUAUGAAACUUCGCAAAUAUCUGAUUCAGUUCAUGUAUUCCCGAGUGAACCACGUGGAGUAUUAAAAAAGAAACCUCGUUUCGCUGUUCCAACUAUUAUUGAAAGUGAAGUUGAAAAGGAAGAUGUAACUGACAAAGUAAAAUCUUUUAUCAAUGAAAAUGAACUAGUUGAACAAAUGGACAAUAUUUCGUUUGAGGAGUAUUCCGAAAAAGUAACUGAUUUAGAAUGUCAAGAAAUAUGUUCAAUUACCGAACAGAAUGCUCGUUUAGAUCAAUUAACUUCACGAAUUUUUGCCACUAUUCUACCGGAAAAUGUACCUGUUGAACAGUCGAAACAAGAUGUGAAACAGGCAUAUAAACGUUUAAAUAUGAUAACAAAUGGUGCACAAGUUUUGGUAUUCAAUUGUUCACAAACUAAUUUACGUUUGGACAGAAUAUUUCAAAAAGUUCAAAAUUGCGUAUUCUCUUUAACAAGCUUUCCUAAUUUAGCAACAAUGGUUGUAUUUUGUCAAAAAGUUUAUGAUUGGUUAGCACUAGACGAAUAUCACAUAAUUCUACUUCAUGCUGAAGGUGAACAAGCAAAAAUUCGUUUAAUGUUACUUGUUCUUGCAUUGGAUUCAUUCUAUGGAUCAAUUAAUAAAUACCGGAAUCACGAAAAUUACUCUCUACGACGUUAUAUCUCCUCCCAUCUUAAUGGCUUCUCUCAUGUUCCGGUUGGUUGGAUGAGAUACGCUGGUUAUAUGGAAAUAUUCUCACCAACUAACAGUUUAUACAUUCUACGUGCACCAUUACAUAUCUAUCAAAUAUAUUUAUAUAAUUUUCCUGUUUUUGAAAAAAAUAAAUUAAGGUUAUACUUUAAAUUCUAUACUGGUUCUCCUCCUGUACAUAUGUAUACUACUAACCUUUACGAAUACGAACGAACUGAUUCUGCAAAUCUUGUGUUGAAUUUCCAAUCUGACUCCAAUCGUAAUAUUGGUCUACAAUUGAGUGGUGAUAUUAUAAUAUUGGCCUACCAUUCCAGAAGUUAUCCUUUGAAACGUAUUCGACUAUUUCGAAUUCAUAUACAUUCCUGUCAAGGGAUCGAGGAUUGGAUACGAUUUGUACCAAAUGACUUUGAAGAAAUUUCGGGAUCUUUCCCUUCCUCGAUGAGCUUAAUUCUAAACCUUACUUCGAAACCCAUUCCAUUAACUGCUGAUGUUUCAGAAAAAGUCCAAAUAAAAAUAGAAAAUAUAUCGAAACAAAAAACUGUAUUUAAUAGUCAUUCAGCUAACUUGCUUGAUGUUCAAAACAAUCCUGAAGAUCGUUCACGUUUACAUGAUUCAUUAGAAAAUUUAUCGGAAUCAAUUAGAUCACGUCAAUUACCAUUAAGAUUAGCCCCGUGUUUAAAUAAAAAAAAUCAUUUUGAUUAUUUAGUUGCUGAUACAAAAUUGGAUUCAACUUUAUGCACCUCCAAAUUAUCACAUAUAGAUGAUAGUAGAAUAAAUAAUCGUGAUGCGUUACAUAAUGAUCAAAAAAUGAAAAGUUGUUUGGAUCCAUGGAUAAAGACGAGUAUAAGUCAGCGAAUUAACUCAAGAGCUUAUGAAUGUUUAGACUCUGGACUUGAGGGUGUACAAGAAGAAUUCGAUAAUGUGACUGACCAGGAUGAAGAAAUUGACUGCACAGAUGGUAAUCAAAAUAAUAAUGAAAUAAGAAACCCCAUAAAUAAAAACAUUCAAUCAGAAACUGAUUCUCUAGAGUCAAAUAAUACUGAUCCAAGUGACAGAAGACAAGAAUCUGAAUCAUCAUCUUCAUCAUUAUCACUCAAGAAAUUACGUCCUAAAUAUUUAUUUCACAUUGGGAAAUCGAAACAUAAAAAUACUGAGUCUGUAAACGAUCUCCAAAUUGUUAGCACAACGAAACCGAAAUCCGAAAAGUAUUGCAAUGAACAAGAAUCUAUGCCUCCACCAUCUAGUACUACUGUCUUAAAAUAUUCCAAGAAACAUAAAACUAUUGCCACCCGUAUUAUCAAUUUUUUCUCAGCUCAUUCUAAACAUCGUAAAAUAGACAGCAAUCAGUCAAUUAAUGAUUCUUCAAUUCACUCAUCUGAUUCACCAAACAACAUUAACCACCUAGAUUACGAUGAUUCGUCAGAAUUAAGUUUAGGUCAACAAUCAUCCGGUGAAAUUUCAACCAGUAAAAGAAUUAAUCAAAAAACACAAGCAUGCACCCGUGGUAUUCCAACUGACAAACUUGGUCCUCCUUGUAAAACUCGGAAAUUAAUAUCUGUUGGCACUUCUACACACUGGACUGAGCCUGUACAAACUUUCUAUCCAACAGAAGAUUUAGUCGAAGCAGCACGUUAUCUUAACAUCAUGGCCGGAACACAAGAACUUGAUCGUUUAUUGGAAGAAUUACGCUUAACAAGUAUGAAUAUGGCCGCCGGUCUUCCUCCUCCAUCUAAUACUCAUUAUAAUUCCAAACCAUAUUAUUCUUCACAAACAUCACGAAAACAAUUGUUUCAUGAUGAAGUUUAUCCAGAUCAUCGAUAUGCUCCGAGUAGUAGGUCUGCUUCGGUCACUGGUUACAAUACUGACGCACAUAAUUUUAAUGAUUCUUUACACUCAAAUUAUCACAAACAUUCAACCUUUUAUUCAGAUCGAAUAGAUAAUAUUGGAAAAAGUACCAGUAAAUUUAAUUCCUCUUUUUCAACACCUCCGCGACAUCAGUCGGUAUUUACGACAACACUGAAACAACGUCCACCUGUUGCUCCUCGAAAAUUCAAUCAAAUUCAUUUAACUAUUGAUCCUGACUGUGGAACCACAGACGCACAAUCCGCUGUUUCAGUUCGUCUUGAAAAUAGUCAUGACUCUUUUAGACGUGAAAAAAAACUUGAAAAUGAUUUACAAACAGCAAGAGAAGAAUUAGCUAAUCUUAGACGUGCAAUGAGUUUAGUUGAUGAAAGACAUCAACGUAUUGAAAAUAUAAAUGAUUCUAGAAAUCUAAUUUCACCAAGUCAUUCAGUACCAAGACGAUCACCAAAUAUGGAAACACAACAAUAUUUAAGUACAAGUUCGUCAUUUCAACGAUCUUAUCAAGUACAACAGCACAGUACUCCAGGAAGUGUCAAUUCAUAUCAACAAAGAACGUAUCCUAGGAAAGAGCCAACAUCUAUUUACAAAUCACAAAUUAUUUCAAAUGAUGGAAAUUUCUCAGCUCCUAAACGUGCAAUUAGUCAUACAAAUGUUUAUGGUCCACGAUCAUGGAAUUUACGAUCAUAUCAAGGAUCUGAGUCUGAUUUAGCAUAUAAACGUGAAAUGUUAUCAUCAUCAUCUUCACGUUUGGCACGUAGUGGUUAUUCAGCCAGACGAGAACGUUUGAAACAAGAACGUGAACAAGAAUUAUUAAGGCAGACAAGAUUAAGACAAAUGGCUGCUUCAUCAACUGGACUACAUGAUCACCGUCAUUAUCAACAAUCUAAUGUCCAACAACAACAUUACCGUUCAACUUCAGCAGUUAAUGAAAUCGGUCGAAAGGAGAUAAUCCAAAAGAGAUCUAUGGGAAAUACUGAAGCCUUUGAAGAAUUCGAAACAAUUACACUACAACCAAUAGGUCGAGGUGUACAAGAUCUUGAUUCACAUGUCGGAUCAAUGACAACACUUGCACGAGGAGGUGGUGCUUCGUCUAUGAUUGAAGGUUUAAGUCAAAUUGAUGAUCAUCAACCUCCACGAGCAAGCUCACGUACAAGUUUAUCACGACAACCAUUUGCUUCAACUCAAUAUCUCAAUAAACAAAAUUAUAAUCAUGAUGGAGAACAGACAAUUUUCAUUAAUCGUGUUCAACCAACAUCAAGUACCCCAGUUCAAAGUUAUCCACCCAGUAGACUUGGUACACAAUCUGUCUAUUCAGAUCAUAUUACUGUCUCAACUACUCCACAAACAGUAACUGCUCCGACGAAAGUUGUCAGUAAUUUGAAUGUUUUGACAAACACUAGAAAAACGAGUGAACUUACCGAAGUCCCUAUGCAAAAUGGAUGGAAAUCUGAGAAACCUAAACAAGAUACAGUAGAUAGUGGUAAUAUGCCUCAAGUGAUUGCAACUGCACGUGUUUGGUAUCAACCUAAAUUAUCCAGAGAAGAAGCUAUAAGUAUUUUACGUCAACAAGUCCCUGGAAGUUUUCUUAUUCGUGAUAGUACAACAUACAAAGAUGCUUUUGGUUUAGCAGUCAAGGUUGCUACACUUCCACCAAAAGUUACACCAAAAUCUAAUGAUCUUCAAUCUGAACUAGUUAGACAUUAUUUGAUAGAAGCGGUUAAUACACCUACUAAAGGUGUACGCCUUAAAGGUUUUGCAAGUGAACCAGUAUUUCCAAGUUUAGCUGCCCUAAUCAACCGGCACACACAAGAUGCUUUAGCAUUACCUUGUCGAUUAAUUCUCCCAGCCAUUCCAACUACACCGUUACCACAUGGAUAUAAGCCUCCACCACAAAUUGUAACUGGCUUACCACCGAAUACUACGGAUACAACAAUAAGUAAUCAUAUUUCACAAUCGAAUAAUCAAUAUAUUUCGAAAGUUGACAGUGCUACUGGGCCAGUUUCAGAAUUAGGCUCUGUUAUAAUGGAUAAUGUGGAAAUUGAUUGUACAAAAUCAGUUACCAAUACUUCUACAAUGGGUAUAGAAGGUCUGCCAUUCGAAUGUGUAAUUAAAGAUGAACAUCAUAAACCAGUGAUGUCGCAAAGUCUGCUUAAUCAAGGCAUGACAUAUAGAUGUUUCAUGUUAGGAUCGGUAGAUACUCCACAGUGGAAUAAUGAACUAUGUUUCUCAAGAGCAGUUGACCAAUUAAUUCCAUUGGAAACUUUAACAGCAUCUGAGUGUGAUCAUGGUAUUAGUCGUGUUCGAUAUUCAGAUAUUCAAUUACAUGUUAGCGCACACGAUGGAAUUACAAUUAUAGAUUUACUAAGACGGUUAUUCCUUCGACGUCAUCUUCCCAAUAAUAUAUUAUUGUAUUGUGGUAUAGAAACUCGAAAAAAAGAAUUUAUUCAUCCCGAACAUCAAAAUCAUGGUAUACGAAAUCCUAAAAUCUUUGGAUUAGUUGUUCGUAAAGGAAUUAGUGAAUGUACAUGUCAUAUAUUUUCUGAAUGUGAUCCAGUUCAUUCAGCUGAAUCUAUUGUGAAUUAUAUACGAACUAUCUAUCCUCAUUUAAAGAGUUAAUUUUAAAAUUAAA